CAGCUGUCAAACGUCAGUUUUUGCUGUUUGCUUGCGAGAACGGUUCGCGUAGAGUAGUUAUCGAGGAAUUAUUGAAGCCAUCUAGCUAUAGUGUUCGAUCCUAACGGCGAAACUCCGUGCCUCGGAAGACAGUGUACAAUGAUUCUACAAUUUCUCACGUACAAAUUUUUGUACCAGUGAUCAGAAAAUCAGGGCUAGAAAUAGUGUUUCUUAGUGCGUGGUGAUAUAUUUCUAUUGGAUAGAUGUUAUUUACGUAAGAUGUGAAGAAGCAGUUUCAGAAAAAUGCGGUUUUUUUGUCGUGACGUUGCGAAACUGGUUUUAAAAUUUUUGUGUACACAAUCUACAUAUCUCCCGAAUAGUGCCGUGCUGCGCCAGUUCCCGUGAGGCAGCUACUGUCGACGGAGUGCCAUAGAUCCGAAGGAGCAGCCUUCGUGCUUAUUCUACCCCCACCCUCUGACACGUGCUCGAAUUUCAAAUGUUAUCCAAGGGAAUCCGGAAUCAGUACUUUGCAACAAUAUGUGCAAACCUCGCGACACUGAUUUACGGAUUGUCCGUCGGGUGGCUGUCCCCGAACUUGGAGCUGCUGCUGUCCAGUGCCACACCGCUCAGUUCCGGUCCGAUCAACGCUUCCGAAGCUGGCUGGAUCGGCUCGAUCGGCACGGUGGGAUGCGUCCUCGCUGUGCUCAUCUGCGGAUGGGUGGCCGAAAUCGCCGGCCGGAAAGCCGCCCUCAUGCUGAUUGGUGUGACGCAGUUGGCCAGCUGGGUCAUGGUGAUCUUUGCCUCUAACCUAAACAUGAUCUACACGUUUAGGAUUUUGGGCGGUUUCGCCGGAGGAGGCACGCUCUCCGUUAUUCCUCUAUUCGUGUCAGAAAUCUCGGAGGAUAAAAUUCGUGGAAGCCUGGGAGCUGUUUUAUCCAUCACUUGCAAUAUAGGCAUAUUGUUAGGUUUUAUCCUAUGUUACUAUUUAGAUUACUAUACAGUCACUUACAUAGCGUUAACGUGCUGCAUUUUAUACUCCAUUGGGUGUAUGUUCCUACCUGAAUCUCCGCAAUAUUUGUUUACGAAGGAAAAGAAAGAUCGAGCGAUCAAGUCGCUGCGCUUCUACAGAGGAGAAGCCGAUAACGAGUCAUCUAAAUUUAUCUCGGAGGUUGCCAGAUUCAAGGAGAUGCGCAACAACGCCCCGAAGGACUCAACCAGAAGAGUGCAAUUACAUAUUAAAGAUUUGUUGAAUAAAUCAACACUGAAAGGCAUUUUAAUUUGUGUCAUAGUGAUGAUGUUCCAUCCGAUGUCCGGGUCGGUACCGCUCAUCACCUUUACCGAUAGCAUUUUCCGCGAGUCAGGUUCGGACCUUCCGCCGGCCACUUGCGCCAUGAUCGUGGCCGCCAUCCAGCUGGUCGGUUCGUACGUGUCCUCGGUGACGGUGGACAACGUCGGCCGGAAGGUGCUUCUCAUUACCUCAGCGCUGGGCUGUGCAAUUUGCUCCGCUACGAUGGGAACCUAUACAUUCCUGAACGUGAGCGGGGUCGACCUGAGCUACUUCAAGUGGAUCCCGGUGACCACCCUGUCCGGUCUGGUGUUCAUCACCGCGAUCGGUAUCGCCAUAGUGCCGUUUAUCAUCAUGCCGGAAGUCCUGGAACCGCGGGUGCGCGGAUUCGUCAUGACUUGGUGUUUGCUCGAGUUUCACGCGCUCGCCUUCCUAGUGGUGAAGUUUUUCCCAACCGUGGUCGCGAAGCUCGGUCUCCACGCGGUCAUGUGGUUCUUCUCGUGCUGCUGCGUCGCGUCGGCACUCUUUGUGAUAUUCUAUGUGCCAGAAACAAAAGGUAAGAGCUUUGAAGAAAUCACCGAGUCGCUGGACUCUGAGAAGAAAGCAGUACCAAAGCAGAGCACCUUGGACGUUUAAAUGUGCUAUACAAAUCGAGUCAAAACAACAUACAAAACAAUAACGAACAAAAAGGUUACAACAUAAUGCUGUAAAAUAUACAAUAAACAAAACGGCAACUACGCGCAUGACAAGUUCAAAUGCUAGGUUAAAAUUGUUUUAAGCUUUAAUUUUUAUGUGUAAAAUUUAUUACGUUAAUAAAUGUAAGUCAUUUUUA
This is a messenger RNA of Armigeres subalbatus, 2096 nucleotides long. RefSeq names its product facilitated trehalose transporter Tret1-like. Gene Ontology annotation, cellular component: membrane. Gene Ontology annotation, biological process: transmembrane transport. The transcript is spliced from 7 exons. Gene Ontology annotation, molecular function: transmembrane transporter activity. Bases 476 to 1900 code for a protein of 474 amino acids. The record is from RefSeq and is a predicted model, not a curated record. Lineage: Eukaryota; Metazoa; Arthropoda; Insecta; Diptera; Culicidae.